UGUGUCUUGUCCGUCUCGAUUCUUGGCUAGAACGGCAUUGAAUGAAGAACGCGAGCGGAAAUGGGGGGAUGCCACCUGCAAGACUGUGAUGGUUAGAGCCAUUCCAUUGCAAAAACUGGGAAGGAACCAACGAAUCCCCAUUUCCCACUUGUCAGGUCGACAAAAUGGGGUUUCAAACGAACAAAAAACUCGUCCGCUUUGUUAAUUUUGUGAGGCCCCCUUCUCCUCCUCCUCCUCUGCUUCCUUCUCACCCCCAACAUUUUCACCAAAUUUCACACAAACCGAGACAGAAGCCUCUGGUUUUGGAGACCCAUCAAGAGGAAUCGAGAAAGAACAAGAAAAGGGUUAUUAUAUGGAGAAUCAUCAGGAGGUUGAAAGCGAGGAAGAAGAUGGAGUGGCGGAGGAGGAGGAGGAGGAGGAAGAAAUUGGAGUCGUGGGUUCGAGCUUGACUUUGGAGAAGGUCGCUGCGGCUAAACAGUAUAUUGAAAAUCAUUACAAGGCUCAAAAGAAACAUAUUCAAGAACGCAAAGAGAGGCGUUCCUUGCUAGAAAGGAGGUUGGCAUCUUCAGAUGUCUCAGAAGAAGAACAAAUUAAUCUAUUGAAGGAUUUGGAGCACAAGGAGACUCAAUACAUUCGGCUCAAAAGGAAUAAGAUUUGUGUUGAGGAUUUUGACCUUUUGACAAUUAUUGGGCGAGGUGCUUUUGGGGAGGUUAGACUUUGUCGGGAGAAGAAAACAGGUAACAUAUAUGCUAUGAAGAAGCUGAAGAAAUCAGAAAUGCUCAGCAGAGGACAGGUUGAACAUGUCAGAGCUGAAAGGAAUUUGCUUGCUGAAGUUGCAAGUCAUUACAUUGUGAAACUCUAUUAUUCCUUCCAAGAUGCUGAAUACUUGUAUCUAAUCAUGGAGUAUCUUCCUGGAGGUGACAUGAUGACUUUACUGAUAAGGGAAGAAACUUUGACAGAAACCGUAGCCAGAUUUUACAUCGCUCAAAGCGUUCUAGCUAUCGAGUCGAUUCAUACACAUAACUACAUUCACAGAGACAUAAAACCGGACAACCUUCUUUUGGACCAAAGGGGUCAUAUGAAACUGUCUGAUUUUGGUCUUUGCAAACCUCUCGACUGUUCAAAUCUAUCUUCUAUAAAUGAAAAUGAAGUCCUUGACGACGAUAACUUGCACGACACGGUGGAUGUCGAUGCGAGCGUUCCAGGGAAGAAAAGUGGGAGGCGUUGGAAGAGCCCCCUUGAACAACUUCAACAUUGGCAGAUUAACAGAAGGAAACUGGCAUUCUCCACGGUUGGCACUCCAGAUUAUAUAGCUCCAGAAGUGUUGCUUAAAAAAGGAUAUGGUGUUGAAUGUGAUUGGUGGUCUCUUGGUGCAAUAAUGUAUGAAAUGCUUGUUGGUUAUCCACCAUUUUAUUCCGAUGAUCCAGUAACGACAUGCCGAAAGAUUGUGCAUUGGAAAAAUCACUUAAAAUUCCCUGAUGAGAUAAGGUUAUCACCUGAAGCAAAGGACCUGAUUAGUAGGCUGCUUUGUGAUGCAGACCAUCGGCUUGGGACCGGAGACGCCGACCAAAUAAAGACUCAUCCUUGGUUCAAAGAUAUCGAGUGGGACAAACUCUAUGAUAUAGAUGCAGCAUUUAAGCCUGAGGUCAAUGGGGAACUUGAUACGCAGAACUUUAUGCAAUUUGAUGAGGUCGAUCCACCGCCAACGAGAACGGGAUCCGGACCAAUAAGGAAGAUGUUCUUGACUCCUAAAGAUCUCAGUUUUGUUGGUUAUACAUACAAAAAUUUUGAUGCUGUCAAAGGGCUACGCCAUUCAUUUGAUUUGAACUCAACCACCAGCCCAAUUCGGACUUCGUCAGUUGACUCAACACAAAGUGACUCGGCAUUGAACUACUCAACGACGUACUCGAGCGGUGAUAGGGAAGCCAUAUUGGGAUCAUCUGAGGAUGCAUUGUCACAGUAAAAAUGUCCAAAGAGGGCUCGUGAGAUCGUGAGCUUUGGUUUAAGAACUCAAGACCCCACCCACCCUCGUUCCCUCCGUGCAUAGGGGAAGGAGUGUGUGAGAUUGUGAGGCUUCUGAGGCCUUGUGAGUGCCCAGGUUGGCUGAUAAAAACUAGCCUUCUCUUGUGGCAGUUUGCCCACAUUUUUGCCUCCUCCUUUGUAUUCUUCACAAGCUGUUCACAAAACCCUUCACUUCUUACCUUUUAUUUGUAUACCAUUCAAAGUUUAUCA
Cucurbita pepo subsp. pepo (vegetable marrow) is the source of this 2232-nucleotide messenger RNA. RefSeq names its product AGC (cAMP-dependent, cGMP-dependent and protein kinase C) kinase family protein. Gene Ontology annotation, biological process: protein phosphorylation. NCBI's taxonomy places the organism in Eukaryota, Viridiplantae, Streptophyta, Magnoliopsida, Cucurbitales, Cucurbitaceae. Gene Ontology annotation, molecular function: protein serine/threonine kinase activity; ATP binding. The record is from RefSeq and is a predicted model, not a curated record.